AUGGCCGAUGCUGACUUGGCCAACCUGCAGGGUGACCACACCACAUCCUACAUCAUGUCUGACCAAUCGUUGGGUGCCCCGGAUAGCAAUAUCACAAACAAGCGCAAGCGCGAAGGUGAUGACAGCGCGGGCCCGGAUCCUCAGCGCCUGAACCGCUCUUCCAAUGGAAGUAGUGGCAGCAUGCCUGGCGCGGAUGCUCAGAACAAUUUCGCACACAGCUCUCUUACUUCCUAUGAUGCGCACGGUCUCCCUACCUCUACUUCGGAGCUCAACAUUGACCAGCAAAUCCUCCAACAUGUCGGACCACAGAACGGUAUCUCUGAUGAGAACGCUCUGACUGCUAAAGCCGCUUUGGCCGCGCACAAUCCUCAGAACAAAUAUCCGCCUCCCCCCGAACCUUCUUUCGACGCCAAUAAUCUCGCCCACGGGUUGACGUUCGGCGACGAUAUGGGUCAGGCUAUGGGCCCUACUCAUGGACACAAUUCGACCGCCGCAGCUGUCUACGCUGCGCGCGAAGCCCAGAGUAUGAAUCAAAAACCGUCCGUUGGUUCUCCUGAGUGGCACCAAAUUCGCAAGAACAAUCACAAAGAGGUGGAACGUCGGCGUCGUGAAGCUAUCAACGAGGGUAUUAAUCAGUUAGCGCGUCUGGUCCCCAACUGUGACAAGAACAAAGGCGCUAUCCUACAGCGUACAAUCGAGUACAUCUGCCAGCUGCAUGAUGAGAAGAAAACGAUGAGUGAACGAUGGGAGCAAAACAACAUGACUACAAGUCAUGCUAUCAACGAGAUCAGCGCUCAGAAUUCCAAGUUGAAAUUAGAAGUCAACCGCCGUGGAGAUAUCGCACAGAAGUGGCUUCAGCGCUGUCGCGACGCAGGUCUCGAGUUCGACGACUACAACGACGCCGAAGAGCUCGAGCCGCUUGAGGUCGAUCAGGGUCAGGUCUGA
Messenger RNA from Aspergillus fischeri NRRL 181, 945 nucleotides. Its product is annotated as putative HLH DNA binding protein (Penr2). The transcript has 2 exons. Gene Ontology annotation, molecular function: DNA-binding transcription factor activity; protein dimerization activity. Gene Ontology annotation, cellular component: nucleus. Bases 1 to 945 code for a protein of 314 amino acids. Lineage: Eukaryota; Fungi; Ascomycota; Eurotiomycetes; Eurotiales; Aspergillaceae. The record is from RefSeq and is a predicted model, not a curated record.